Trichoderma virens Gv29-8 is the source of this 540-nucleotide messenger RNA. RefSeq lists its product as uncharacterized. Bases 1 to 540 code for a protein of 179 amino acids. Lineage: Eukaryota; Fungi; Ascomycota; Sordariomycetes; Hypocreales; Hypocreaceae. The transcript has a single exon. The record is from RefSeq and is a predicted model, not a curated record.
AUGGAUGAGCUGUUUGGUCGCCAAUUUCAGUCUGUUGACGAGGCCAGGGCCGUCAUUGACGCCCUGGCCCAACCCCUUGGCUACAACUUUGUUAAGCACCGGGUGAGGCCCAAUAGCAUUGAAUUCCGCUGUAGCAAAGGGAGGACCUACAAGUCCCAGAGAAGCGACGACAUCCCUGCUGCGCGGCGCCGUGAGACAAGCUCUCAGAUGACGGGCUGCCCGUACAGGCUCGUCGUGGGUCGGCAGCAUGCGUUGAGUCCGUGGGUUAUCCGACGGUCGCGGAGCGACAGCGCCAAUGAGCAUAACCACCCGAUGUUCCCGUCAGCGGCGCAUUCGCGAUAUCGCGGCAUGGCCAUUGAAAAGAGAAUGGAAAACAUCAUGUCUCUGUAUAAUUCUGGGCUCAAGCCUAUUCAAAUUCUCGCUCAACUCCAGAGUGAAAACAACCCCGAUUUGGAAGGGCUAACUCGUCACGAUAUUUACAACGCAAUACGGAAGCAUCGUCAACAAGAAGAGCUUGACGGCCUCACAGGAAAGACAUAG